AUGUUGUUCUUUCCUUCUAGACUGGCCCUAGGCCUUGUUGCUACGACCUCUCUGGUCGCCGCCGGGCCUUGUGACAUCUACGCCUCUGGCGACACGCCCUGCGUCGCGGCGCACAGCACCACUCGUGCCUUGUACGAUGCAUACACUGGCUCACUUUACCAAGUGUCGCGUGCCUCUGACAAUACCACAACUGACAUUGCGCCUCUGACUGCCGGUGGUGUGGCCGAUGCUGCUGCUCAAGACACCUUCUGCGCUGGCACUACCUGCAGUAUUGCCAUAAUUUUCGACCAAUCUGGUAAUGGUAAUCAUCUCACUCGGGCUCCGCCCGGAGGUUUUGAUGGCCCAGCAGCUGGUGGCUACGAUAAUUUGGCUAGUGCUACUGGCGCACCGAUUACACUCAACGGGCAGAAGGCAUAUGGUGUCUUGAUCGAACCAGGCACGGGUUACCGCAAUGACGAUACUGUAGGCAUAGCUACAGGUGAUGAGCCGGAGGGCAUAUAUGAAGUCCUAGAUGGAACCAACUACAACGGUGAAUGCUGCUUCGACUAUGGCAAUGCAGAGACCAGUAAUACCGAUACAGGCGCCGGCCACAUGGAGGCUAUCUACUUUGGCGACAGUACUGGCUGGGGCACCGGUUCCGGCAGCGGCCCUUGGAUUAUGGCCGAUAUGGAGAACGGCCUUUUCUCUGGUGAGAAUGCUACUUACAACGCUGGUGAUCCUUCUAUCACCUUCCGAUUCGUUACUGCCAUCGUCAAGGGGGAACCAAAUGAAUGGGCAAUCCGCGGUGGCGACGCCACUUCCGGCCCGCUGUCCACAUUCUAUAAUGGUGUUCGUCCAGCUGGCUACAAUCCAAUGAAGAAAGAGGGCGCUAUCAUUCUUGGUAUUGGUGGCGAUAAUAGCAAUGGUGCUAAGGGCACGUUCUACGAGGGUGUGAUGACCGCUGGUUUCCCAUCUGACGACACCGAAGACAAGGUGCAGGCCAACAUCGUGGCCGCCAAAUAUGGCACGUCUAGCUAG
Penicillium cinerascens is the source of this 1017-nucleotide messenger RNA. Its product is annotated as alpha-L-arabinofuranosidase B. Lineage: Eukaryota; Fungi; Ascomycota; Eurotiomycetes; Eurotiales; Aspergillaceae. Gene Ontology annotation, molecular function: alpha-L-arabinofuranosidase activity. The transcript has a single exon. The record is from RefSeq and is a predicted model, not a curated record. Gene Ontology annotation, biological process: arabinan metabolic process; arabinose metabolic process; pectin catabolic process. Bases 1 to 1017 code for a protein of 338 amino acids.